Messenger RNA from Histoplasma mississippiense, 450 nucleotides. RefSeq lists its product with no specific name. Lineage: Eukaryota; Fungi; Ascomycota; Eurotiomycetes; Onygenales; Ajellomycetaceae. The transcript has 3 exons. The record is from RefSeq and is a predicted model, not a curated record. The coding region runs from base 1 to 450 and encodes 149 amino acids.
AUGGCUACAUGUGUUGGCGGCAAUCUGAAUGUCAAAAAACAAACAUUAGUCGAACACGCUGGACCCAAGCCGUUGGACGUCAAACCCGUUGGACGUCGAAGCCGUUGGAUGAGCGCAUUAACCCGUUGGAAGUCGAACACGCCGGACCCAAACCCUCGAACAUGCUGGACCCAAACCCGUUGGAUGUCGAACCCGUUGGAUGAGGAUGUCGUACAGGCUGGACCCAACCCCGUUGGACGUCAAACGCCGUCCAAGGAGCGCUUUAGCCCAUUGGGACCCCAAACUCCUUGGGAUGACCGCAUCACCCCUGUUGGAAGUCUGAACACGCUGGGAACGAAAACCCGUUGGACUUUCAAACGCAUCUCCAAGAGCCCGGUGAACCCGUUGGGAGUUGAACAAGCUGCACGAACCCCGAUUGUACUGCGAAAACCGUUCACGGACCAAAUUUAA